AUGGAAAAAUUGCUUAAGGCUCAUAUACAGCUUACAGAGAGGGUGGAUCAGAUAAGUUCCCACAAUAAGAUGUUAGAAAAUCAGUUAGCAAAUCAAGCUUCCACCUCCAGGACUAAAGUCACGGGGAAGUUGCCUGCUUCCACCGAAAAUCCAAGAGAACACAUGAAUGCCAUCACUACUAGGAAUGGAAAACAACUACUGGAUCCUCUAUAUCCUAACAGUGAACAAUUUGUCAAGAGGAACCAGGCAGGUGAGAAUGAGAAAGUGAAUGAAGAUGUGGUUACCCAAGACAAAGAAGAUGAGAUACAGGAAAUUGAGCCCGUGAAGAAGCAUAUACCACCUCUACCCUUCCCACAAAAAUUCAAGAAAUCUAAGGUGGAGGAAAGAGGGGCAAAAUUUUUGAGUUUGAUCAAGCAAUUGGAUAUCUCCAUUCCUUUGCUUGAUGCAAUCACUGAGAUCCCCUCGUAUGCUAAGUUUUUGAAAGAAAUUCUAUCCAAAAAAAGGAGAUCUGAAGAUCGUGAGACAGUAGCAGUAAGUGAAGAAUGCAGUGCCUUAAUUCAAAACAAGCUUCUUCCAAAGCUUAGGGAUCCUAGGAGUUUCUCUAUCCCUUGUGUUAUUGGAGGAUCCCUUGUUCAGAGAGCCUUAUAUGAUUUAGGGGCAAGUGUGAGUUUGAUGCCCUAUUCUUUGUGCCAAAAGCUGCAACUUGGAGAGCCAAAACCUACAUCCAUGACUCUUCAGUUGGCAGACAGAUCAGUGAAGUAUCCUAUUGGAAUCCUUGAAGAUGUGCCAGUAAAGAUUGACAAAUUCUACAUUCCAGGAGACUUCGUGGUGUUAGAGAUGGAAGAAGAUGCUAAGAUUCCUAUUAUCCUUGGGAGACCGUUCUUGGCAACUGCUGGAGCAGUGAUUAAUGUCAAAAGGGGAACCUUAGUGCUUGAAAUUGGAGAUGAUAAAGUUGAAUUUAAUAUUUUUGAAUUGGCUAACAAAUCUUCUUGUCUUGAUGCUCGCUUUUAUGUAGAUGAAAUUGACUCAUGUGUUGAAGCUCAUGAGAGGGGUAAAUGGAUCUCCAAUGAUCCUUUACAACUCAAAAGUGAAGACACGAUAGAGAGUAGACAAGUGGAUGAUGGCACGAGUGGUGGUGAAUCAUAG
Molecule: messenger RNA, 1146 nt
Organism: Ipomoea nil (Japanese morning glory)
Lineage: Eukaryota; Viridiplantae; Streptophyta; Magnoliopsida; Solanales; Convolvulaceae
Exons: 1
Coding region: 1-1146 (381 amino acids)
Source: RefSeq, a predicted model, not a curated record